Gopherus evgoodei (Goodes thornscrub tortoise) is the source of this 3286-nucleotide messenger RNA. It is a transcript of the gene XK, whose product is annotated as X-linked Kx blood group. The transcript has 3 exons. The coding region runs from base 47 to 1384 and encodes 445 amino acids. The record is from RefSeq and is a predicted model, not a curated record. Gene Ontology annotation, cellular component: membrane. NCBI's taxonomy places the organism in Eukaryota, Metazoa, Chordata, Testudines, Testudinidae.
CAGACAGAUAACUCGCCCGGCGCGCGAGCCGCCUGCACGGGAGGAGAUGAAAUUCCCCGGCUCCGUCCUCGUCUCCCUGUUCCUCUUCGUGGGCGAGACGGGCACCGCCCUGUACCUGAGCAGCACCUACCGCUCGGCGGGGGACCGCAUCUGGCAGGCGCUGACCCUGCUCUUCGCCCUCCUGCCCUGCGUGCUGGUGCAGUUCAACCUGGUCUUCAUCCACCGGGACGUGAGCCGGGACAGACCCCUGGUGCUGCUGCUGCACAUCCUGCAGCUGGGACCCAUUGUCAGGUGCGUGGAAGUCUUUUACAUUUACUUUCAUGCGGGGAGAUUUGAAGAGCCUUAUGUAAGCAUCACCAAGAAGAGGCAGAUGCCUAAAGAUGGACAUUCAGAAGAAGUUGAGAAGGAAGUGGGCCAGGCUGAAGGCAAACUGUUUACACAUAGAUCUGCAUUCAGCAGGGCAUCUGUGAUCCAGGCUUUCCUCGGCUCUGCACCUCAGCUGACACUUCAGCUGUAUAUAUGUGUCCUGCAGCAGGAGAUCACGGCAGCUAGAGGCAUCUUCAUGGUCCUUUCUCUGCUGUCGAUUGUAUAUGGUGCAUUACGCUGCAACAUCCUUGCCAUUAAGAUUAAGUAUGAUGAUUAUGAUGUCAGCGUGAAAGCUGCAGCCUACCUCUGCAUAUUCCUCUGGAGAAGCUUUGAGAUUGCCACCCGUGUUGUAGUCCUAGUCCUGUUCAGUUCUGUGCUUCAAAUCUGGGUCCUGCCUGUGGUACUCCUGAAUUUCUUUGGCUUUUUCUUUUACCCCUGGAUUCUCUUUUGGCAAAGCAAGUCCCCUUUCCCUGAAAACAUAGAGAAGGCGUUGACCAGGGUGGGCACGACCAUUGUACUGUGCCUCCUCACCUUCUUGUAUGCUGGCAUUAACAUGUUCUGCUGGUCAGCUGUGCAGCUGAAGCUAAAUGAUCCUGACUUAAUUAACAAAUCCCAAAAUUGGUACCAACUGGCUGUAUAUUAUAUGCUAAGGUUCAUUGAGAAUGCCUUCCUCCUCUUGCUGUGGUAUGUCUAUAAAACAGACGUCUACCUGUACGUGUGUGCCCCUUUAUUAGUCCUGCAGCUGCUGAUUGGCUAUUGCAUGGCCAUCCUGUUCAUGCUGGUGUUCUAUCAGUUCUGCCACCCAUGCAGGAAGCUCUUCUCAUCCAGUAUUUCAGAAGGUUUGCUGUCAUGUUUCAAGUACCUCUGCUUUGCUUGCAAACCACCUAAGGUCACUGCGCCUGUGGAUAAGGCAGACUUGAAAUCACCGGAUGGUAUUGGUGAUGAUGCGCAGGCCAGUUAUAAGACAAAUGAGUCUCAGAAUGGGAAUCCGCAUCAGAGUGUUUCUUUCAAUGCGUAAAGUGGCUAGUGGAAAGCAGGCAGAACUGGAAAGCUACUGCAUGCUUACCCAAAGCAUUGUGUACCUUGGACUCUGAGCCUUGUUAAUUUUUCUGCCAGUGCAGCUGUGCUGCAUGGGUACUCUGACAUGCAUAUGCAUACGGCACACUUGACACACGUACACAUAUAGCAGCCACUGUCUGUGGAUUUAUAUUACAUGGUGAUUCCACACAGAGGUUUAUCACCUGCUUAGUCUGAAAUCCUACAGGAGACAUCUUUAUAUUGUAGCAAAAUGGACCUAACCCUGGUCUGAUUCAUUCAGGAGGUCUGAGGAGAAUGAGAAGACCUAGGAAAUGCAAUAUGUAGAGAGUGUCAUGAGAGCGGGCCAUUUCAGCAUGGAAGCUGAGCAUGGUACUGGACUACCUGGUAAUUGUAGAUGAUUAGCUGUGGUCUAGCUGGUUUUCUGCUUUUACAUCCUGACUGGUGCAAUACCAUAUCACAGGCCUUUGUGACAUCAGGAUUGAACUGCUGCAAGGCAUUCUAUAUUAGGCUGCCCGCGAUGCAGGCCAGUUCCCUACUGCUGGUAUUGGAGCAUGAUUAUUUCUGAGAAUGGCCAGAGGGCAUUAGGCUGAUGCACUCUUUCACUGUCUGCAUUUGCUGCUGCUUACUUUGCUGAUCAAGUUUAAAGUAUUAAUUGUAAUGUUUAAAGCCUUGAAUGGAUGGAGUGUCAUGUGUAUUACCAAACACCCAGCAUAGUGUGUCUGGAACCAUCUCUAACUAGCGGCAGAGGCAUAACAAUCAGUCGUAUAGCAGCAGAAGAAAUUCAGCCCAUCUUUUUUAUUUAAUGUUAUGUUUUGGUUAUCAGAGCAUCAGUAUUUUGGACUGCCUUGCCCUGUUGGCUUCAGAAGUGCCACAGAUUUGGGUCCUUUUAAAAGAGGAGCUUAAAGACUUUUUCGCAUAACAUCAUCUUAAUUAAUCAAAAUUAUUUGUGUGCUUCAUAAGGUGCUGAGAACACUUUGGCAGCUGGGCACCUCAGAAAGACAGUUUAUUCAGAGCAUUUUGAAAAGAGGUUUGUUUUGUUUUAAAAUGCAGUACAUUGACUGCAAGUGUGAAGAAUGCAUUCACUUAUUCAGCCUUUCUUGUUUGAUUCAGCACCUUGUGUUUGUCCUGAGCCUAACACACUGUAGGUGCCACUGGAAACAGAUGAUAGGAAUUCAUUAAUUGGAAUCCCUUUUACCAUUCAUUGGCUAAGUCUCUAUUCUGCUUUAAAGUAUACCGUGACGUCCUUGAAAGAAAUGAUGAUAUCAAUGCACCUGUAUCAGAAUUGUCAUGAGAUGGGAGGAGGGGCGAAGAUGUGGCAAGUUGCGCUUGCACCUAGAAUGUUGCAAGAGUCUGAGCUCUUUUUAUUACUGGAUGUUUUCAUGCUGCAGCUGUACAGUGUAGCAUUUAUUUUUUUUACUUUGGUCUCGCUGUGUGUGUGGCAUAUAUAUGUUGAAUACCUCAUUACAUUAUGAGGUGGGAUAGUGUAAAGGCUUUCUUGGCACGAGUUUGGCAUGGGCACAUGAUUCACAUGUGGGGUUGACACCUACUCUGUAAAUGAAUCCACUUCCCCAGGUAGGUUUUGAAUAAGUUCUUGGGGAGACUGCAAUAUUUCUGUGUAAAGAAAAAAACAUUCUAGAUCAUUUGCAGAAGUGUCUUAAACAAUGAGUUAGAGGAACAGAUGGUGAAAGCUGUAAUUGUCUUCAAUGGAGCUACACUAAUUUACACAAGCUAAGAAUAUAGUGCAGAAUUUUUUUUCUUGGUCCAAGCCUGUACAGUUGGACACACAGGGGUGUAUUUUCCAACUUACUGUAGAACCUCAGAGUUAUGAACACCAGAUGUGAUCAGUUAAACACACCUCAUUUGGAACUGGAAGUAAGCAGUC